AUGAGGAUGACCGCCCGUCUCUUGACGAUACUCGCACUCUCCGCCGUCUUCCUCCGCGCCGCCAACUCCCUCUGCGCGCCGCGGCCCACCACCAACCCCAUAUACCCCUUCCUGGGCAGCCCCUCGCCGGCAAAGGACGAGAGGGAGGCGGAGCCGGCGCCGCCGCCGCCGCGUUCUUCGUCCGCGGCCACGCCGUCCCCCUCCGUCCUGCCACCGAUCUCCGGUGUCUUCGAAAGGUUCGUCAAGGAAGUGUGCAACCAUACCGACAACCCCGAUCUCUGCUUCUCCUCCGUGCAGCCGUAUAUCUUCCCCGUCCAGGGAAAACCCGCCAACGCCGCCGCCAUCCUCGACAUGGAAAUAAAAGCCUGCUCCACCAAGACCCAGGAGGCCCGCAACGUCGCCGCCAAGAUCGCCGCCGACCCCGCCACGGGGAAGAUGAUGGCCUCUAUCAUCCAGACCUGCACGGACAGCUACGAUGACGCGAUCGACAACCUGGACAGCGCCGGCAAGGCCUUGGCUGCGCGCGACCUCGCAACCCUAAACAGCAUGUUGAGCGCCGCCAUGACGGACUACUCCACCUGCGAGGAGGGCUUCCAGGAGACGCCGGGGAUCAACUCCCCCAUGGCCGAAUACGAUGAUCUUCUCACCAAGCUGAGCAGCAACUGCCUCGCUAUUGCCGAACUGGUCAAGUGA
Molecule: messenger RNA, 693 nt
Organism: Spirodela intermedia
Lineage: Eukaryota; Viridiplantae; Streptophyta; Magnoliopsida; Alismatales; Araceae
Source: the annotation of a GenBank genome assembly